UGGCUCUUAAUUAUCUGACUCUCAGCCAUAUUGGGUUACUGGCCUCAGGCAGAAAAGGCCUCUCCUAGCAAGCCAUCUCUUCUUCCUCUGCUUUCAGUAGGGCCCCAGUCAACCAGAGCGUGUGUCUCUUUCUUGCUGGACCUGACUGAGGCCACAGGAAAGAUCACACUGCCAACAUCCGACAUUUUCCUCGAAGUCUCCCAAAGUUCCAGUCUUGGGAGGUGCAUGACCUCAGUGCCAGGGGCCGUGAGAAACAGUUUAAUCAGGAAGUUGAAGAAUCCAGAGGAAAAUUGAAGCAGCAUUGUGGAAGUCUAAGAAGACAGAAGAGUCAAGAGUAUCAGCUAAGGGACCAAGCCAAGAAAGACUUCUGAUGUAACUGGAUUAUCCAGUUAGUAGCUGGUGGUCCGGAAUCCUGAGGAGCACAAUGACAGCAGAGUGUGUUGGAGCCUGAAUGCAGAGAAUUAGGAAAAGGACAGCACUGAGGAAGAGGUUAGAGACCCCACAAGCCACCUCUGCCUCUGCCCUGGCCACGGCCACCCUCAUCCUGCCUGAUCCCGCAGCGGGGCUGCCCCGCGGCCCCCCAUGAGCGCUCCCGGCUGACCCGUGGGGGCCGCGGUGGAGCCGGCACGCCGCGGGGGCAGCGGGGCCAUGGCCUCGCUGGACCUGCCGUACCGCUGUCCCCGCUGCGGGGAGCACAAGCGCUUCCGGAGCCUGUCGUCGCUGCGCGCGCACCUGGAGUACAGCCACACGUACGAGACACUGUACAUCCUCUCCAAGACCAACAGCAUAUGUGAUGGUGCUGCCGCCGCUGCCGCCGCUGCCGCCGCGGCCUCAGGGUUCCCCCUGGCGCCCGAGCCCGCCGCCCUGCUGGCGGUGCCCGGCGCCCGGCGUGAGGUCUUCGAGAGCACGUCCUUCCAGGGCAAGGAGCAGGUGGCUGGGCCGGCGCCCGCCACACCACACCUGCUGCACCACCACCACCACCACGCGCCCCUCGCCCACUUCGCCGGCGACCUGGUGCCCGCCAGCCUGCCCUGUGAGGAGCUGGGUGAGCCAGGCCUGGUGCCCGCCGCCGCCGCUCGGUACGCGCUCCGCGAGAUCGAGAUCCCCCUGGGGGAGCUGUUCGCCCGCAAGUCUGUGGCGUCCUCGGCGUGCUCCACACCACCGCCCGGGCCUGGCCCUGGCUCCUGCUCCGGGCCCGCUUCUGCCUCGCCUGCGUCCCCCUCGCCCGCCGACGUGGCCUACGAGGAGGGCCUGGCGCGCCUCAAGAUCCGCGCGCUGGAGAAGCUCGAGGUGGACCGGCGGCUGGAGCGGCUGAGCGAGGAGGUGGAGCAGAAGAUCGCGGGUCAGGUGGGCCGGCUGCAGGCCGAACUGGAGCGCAAGGCUGCCGAGCUGGAGACGGCUCGCCAGGAGAGCGCACGGCUGGGGCGCGAGAAGGAGGAGCUGGAGGAGCGCGCAUCCGAGCUCUCUCGCCAGGUGGACGUGAGCGUGGAGCUGCUGGCCUCCCUCAAGCAGGACCUGGUGCACAAGGAGCAGGAGCUGAGCCGCAAGCAGCAGGAGGUGGUGCAGAUCGACCAGUUCCUGAAGGAGACCGCCGCACGGGAGGCAAGUGCCAAGCUGCGACUGCAGCAGUUCAUCGAGGAGCUUCUGGAACGCGCUGACCGCGCUGAGCGGCAGCUGCAGGUCAUCAGCAGCAGCUGUGGCAGCACACCCAGUGCCAGCCUGGGCCGUGAAGGUGGGGGCAGUGGCGCAGGGCCCGGGGCCCGGGGCCCAGGCAGAAUGCGAGAACACCACGCGGGCCCCGCCAUGCCUAGCACAUACGCAGUGUCACGGCAUGGCUCCUCUCCCAGCACAGGGGCUUCCAGCCGUGUGCCAGCUGCAUCCCAGAGCUCAGGCUGCUAUGACAGUGACAGUCUGGAGCUGCCCCGGCAAGAGGAGGGGACCCCUGAGGACAGUGGCCCUGGGGGUUUGGGCUCGCGGGCCCAGGCUACCAACGGCGCCUCAGAGCGGUCCCAGCCCCCUCGCAGCUCAGGCCUGCGGCGCCAGGCCAUCCAGAAUUGGCAGCGCAGACCCCGCCGACACAGUACUGAGGGUGAAGAGGGUGAUGUCUCAGACGUGGGCUCCCGAACCACUGAGUCAGAGGCCGAGGGCCCCUCAGACGUCCCUCGCUCCGGGCCUGCUAUGGCUGGGCCGUUGAGCAGCCGCAGGCUCUCAGCCCGCCCUGAGGGAGGCAGCGGGCGAGGCAGGCGAGCUGAAAGGGGUAGUCCUUCACGCUCCAACGAGGUCAUCAGCCCAGAGAUCCUCAAGAUGCGAGCUGCCCUGUUCUGCAUCUUCACCUACCUGGACACACGCACACUGCUGCAUGCCGCCGAGGUCUGCCGCGACUGGCGCUUCGUGGCACGACACCCUGCUGUCUGGACAAGGGUCCUGCUGGAGAACGCCCGAGUCUGUUCCAAGUUCCUGGCGAUGCUGGCUCAGUGGUGCACCCAGGCCCACUCACUGACACUGCAGAACCUUAAGCCCCGACAGCGGGGAAAGAAGGAGAGCAAGGAGGAGUAUGCCCGCAGCACCCGGGGCUGCCUUGAAGCAGGGCUGGAGUCCUUGCUAAAGGCAGCGGGGGGGAACCUGCUGAUCCUGCGCAUCUCCCACUGUCCCAACAUCCUCACCGAUCGUUCACUCUGGCUGGCCAGCUGCUACUGCCGUGCCUUGCAGGCCGUUACCUACAGGAGUGCCACAGACCCCGUGGGCCAUGAGGUCAUUUGGGCCCUGGGCGCAGGCUGCAGAGAGAUUGUCUCCCUCCAGGUGGCACCACUUCACCCCUGCCAGCAACCUACUCGCUUCAGCAACCGCUGCCUGCAGAUGAUUGGUCGCUGUUGGCCUCACCUCCGGGCCCUGGGGGUUGGGGGCGCUGGCUGUGGGGUCCAGGGCCUGGCAUCACUUGCAAGAAACUGCAUGCGGCUGCAGGUCUUGGAGCUGGACCAUGUGUCAGAGAUCACCCAGGAGGUGGCGGCUGAGGUCUGCCGAGAAGGCCUAAAGGGACUGGAGAUGCUGGUGCUCACGGCCACCCCUGUCACCCCUAAGGCCCUAUUGCACUUCAACAGCAUUUGCCGGAACCUCAAGUCCAUUGUGGUCCAGAUUGGGAUUGCUGAUUACUUCAAGGAGCCCAGCAGCCCUGAGGCCCAGAAGCUGUUUGAGGAUAUGGUGACAAAACUCCAGGCCCUGCGGCGGAGGCCCGGCUUCUCUAAGAUCCUGCACAUCAAGGUGGAAAGCGGCUGCUAACCCGGGUUGGGGGCUGCAGGGCCCCUGCCAGCCCCAUACCAAGGCGCUCUUUGGACUCCAGAGGGACCCUGGUUUGGACUAGACCUUCAGUGGCCUAGUGUUACUCCAGCUUCCAGGGAAGGGUUGAAUAUCCUGUCCUUCUGGAACAGUGGAGCAACAGGCCUGAUUGAGGGCACUGCCUCCCAGGAGCAGGAGCUUGGACAGAAGGUGUCCUCCAACCCCUACCCCAUCCCCAGCUGGAGCAGCCUUCUGGCUCAGCCACAGAGGGAGCUGUCACCACCAGCACCUGAUGUCAUCGCCUGGAGGAUCUGCAAUAACUACCCAGAGGCUCUUCAGCUGCUUGGGCAGGCCUCUUCCUCCUGAGGCCCUGCCCUGUGGUCAGGGGCUUCUGCCAGGCCCCAGGCCAGAGGGGAUCCAUGAGGCAGCUCAGACUCAGCAAGGAGGAUUCUCUUCCACCUACCUGUUCCAGCCUGCUGCGGGACACCCACUUCAGACAGCUCACCUAGGCUUUGGAUCCACAUUCUUCGGGGUUACCAAGCAGGCCUAGGGCACUGUGGUCAGCUGAAGGCCUGGGGUGGGUCCACAGUUGGGUGGGCUUGGAAGGAGGAAGAAGUCACCCAGAACUUCUCUGGGUGACUUGAGAGAAGAUGAGAUCAAUCCUCUCAAAGGGUAAAGGGAAUUGCUGGGGGGAAAAAAACUUACUGCUUAGACAAGACUUCCUCCCAACUACCACAUACGCCACCAUACACUGGAGCUAAAUUCCUAGCUAAGAGGUGCAUGUUUCUCUACCUACCAUCCAUUCCUAAGGGACCUAAGGGAUGGUCAGGUCCCAGCCCUGGGAGGCCCCAUCUGCAAUGAGAAGGAAUUUCCUUCUAAUCCAGGUGCUUGGAAGCCAUGGUCUUUGGGUCCCCAAGGCUGUGUAGAAGGGGUACUGCAUUGCCCACUCAGCUGGGGCCUAGAGGGUGGCUUGCUUUGCUUAUCUAGUUAGCUCGCUGAGGUGUGGCUGUGGGCAAGGAAAAGCAUCCUCAACUGACUUCCCCCCUUUCUCAGGCCCCCCUGCCAAUGGUUGAGGUUGCAGUGGGUCUUUACCUCAGGCUCAGAAGCCACAGAAUGCCAAUGGGGGUUUUCACUGGCCCCUCUGCACAGUGCCCAAAAGACAAGGUUCUGGCACCAAGGCUCCGAACACUGAGACUCCCCCCAGCUCUCAGAACUUCCACAGUGGCUUUGAGGCUGAGGCUCCUGCCCACCUUCAUGUGGAUAGUUACAUCACACAUAACCUAAAUCCACCUUAGGCUUUGUUUCCCUUGCUCCUGUACAAGAUCAGGUCCCAGCCCAGCCACAGGCUGCUGGUACUGGCAAGAGUUGGGAUCCUCCCCUUUCCCAGUCUUCUCCAGGGACCCAUCUCUGCCACAGCUUAACCUGGACAUCUAAACCCAGCCCUGGUUCCCUUGUAACAAGUUCUCCAGUGCUACCCCCUCUGGGUCUCAGCAGUGCACCCAGCUCCUUUCAUCUCUUCCUGUGGCUUGUUCUAUCCCUGCCCUUUGAAGACCUGAAAUGCCAAGGGUGUCAUGUUGGCAACUCCCUGUCCAGUCUUACACGAAGCCUAGGGUAUGUGGCACCCCUGCCCCUACCCCCUGCAGCUGCCUCUAUCAGUUCCCACCUCCCCACUCCCCAGUAGUCACAGGAAAGACAGCACAACUUUCCUCUCCUCUAGGGGCCUGACAGGAAGGUGGAGAUCCACAGGACCUGGGUGUCUAUCCUUUCUUUCCAACUGUACUGCAGCCCCUGCUCCCUCCGAUCCCAGGACAAGAGGUGCUGCCCUCCCUGUUUCCUGGACAAAGCACAAAGGGAUGCCCUGUUUGGCCUAGCCUACCCAGCUAAUGGAUUUUGGCAGUUUCUUCCUGGGUGGGACUCACUGAGUGCCUGGGGUCAGCACUGGGGAAGGAGGGCAGCGGUCACAGGCACUGAACAGGUGGGGAGACGUGGUGCUAAAAGGUCUGGUAUUAGUCUCUUUACCCACUCCUUGAGAGCACUAGGGGUGGGAGACAGACCCCUCUUCUGCCAGGUGCAAGUGUGCCUCCCACAGGUCUCCCUCGGUCCACAAAACCCAAGUUCUCCACCCUUUAUCUUCUGGCUCUGAAUGAAGGCUACAGGAGUACAUGUUGCCUACCCAAACGCCAGGUCACAGCUUCUCUUUACACACAUCCCCGCGCUGGCAGUCUCGUGCACACUGGCCUUCAUGCAUGCCCGGAGAGCCAGCAGCUCCGUGGCGCUCACCUGACGCUGUUUGUUUGCUCUGUCCCCGGGGGAGGAGCCCUGCUGCUGAGUGGGAGCCUCCGCUUGCUGGGGCUCUGUUUACUCACUUGGCAACCACAGAGCUAUAGCUGAGGAUGGGGCCUGGGACAGAGCCUGGCUUAUUUAGAAGCACCUUAUCCCUUUGUCCACUCAAAGGGGAGCCCAUCUUUCAUACCUUGUAACAUGCAAAAAAAUCUGAGGGCAAAUCAAGGGAGGCCCUGUCCAGGCACCCCAGAUCUGUGCAGUGGUCCUGUGAGUAAUGGCCAUAGUAUCCCUAUUACUGCCCCCACCAUACAGCCCAACCCUGGCACCUAGAGUUUGGCUUGAGUACUUCAUGCCUCGUUCAGCCUGCUUCCCCACAGCACUGGCAGGAAGCAGAGAUGCACACACAGGAAUCCCUGCUUCCACUGGCCAACAGACCACUGAGAGAUCACAGCCACUCACUUUUCCUCGCCCUGGGAGCACAGGUUAAGUCAGUUCCUCAGGAACUGCUUCUAAAGAAAAGGAAAAACAGAGGCCUCUUCUCAAAGCCUGCUACUCCAAGGUUUGGUUGUGGUCCUUUGCCUUUGGGUUCUACCUGCCCCCGCCGGCCCUGGCCUCAAGUACUUUGAGAUAUAGGAGUGGAGCUCCAUAGACCCCAAUCCCUCUAAGGCGCUGAGAUGAAGACCUUUCCAGGAUGACUGCUGGUGCCAAAGACCCAGUUCCUGGCAAACCUGGAGUGGAAAUCGUAGAUGGUGAGUGGGGUAUGGUCCAAGUGCCCAGAGGAGUUAACUCCCACUGAUGGGACCUGUCCCCACCUGCCAGUCCCUGAGGAGUGUUAACUUCCCUCUCCCAGGGGCCUGGUACUUCUCUUUAAUGUCUGGUGGCCAUGCUUUCUCACCCAGCCUUGUUCCAGGCCUGCAUUUCUGUAUAUAUUGCUGUGUAUUGUGUGUAUGUAUUUAUUCCUGGACAAGUGUGCUCAUCUGCAGCCCUUGCCUGAGGAUAAGGUUUAGGGUUGGGUGAAAAUCCGAACGCUAGGGCCUUCCUCCCCAAUUCCUUGGGACCUUGGCCAGUCCCAAGACUGCCCUGACAAUCAGGCAGGUGCCCCAUCAUGAAGUCAAACCUCCUCUGCCUCCCCAGCAGGGAUCUUGUAUACAGAGCAGAGGUCUGAGGUCAUCAGGCCUGCCUCAUGGCUAUCGCCAGUAGGCUUGGCUGUAAAGGGCACUGCUGGUGUGGACCUCCACAACUGGCCCUUAGGCCCUACCUUCCGCACAGCCAGGCUGUACUGGGCCUGACCAUGAGUGGGCACUUCCCCCACCCCAAGCACAUAGGCAGAGGGGUGGAGAGCAGCUUUUGAUUUUACUUUUAUUUCUAAAGUGGUGCCUGUACCUCCAGCCCCCAGGGGGCCUUCCCUGGCCCCACUUCUCUGCCCCACCCAGGCAUUGCCAUCCCAGCACUUUGCUCUACAUUACCCAUGGAUGCCCUUUGCCGAAUGUACCUGACUGUGUAUGUAUUUAAAAAGGACUCAUGGGCAUCAGAGAAUUUAUGGCUCUGUAUCUAAUAAAAGAUGGUGAAACUGGUA
This is a messenger RNA of Chinchilla lanigera (long-tailed chinchilla), 7132 nucleotides long. RefSeq names its product F-box protein 41 (gene Fbxo41). Bases 649 to 3276 code for a protein of 875 amino acids. The transcript is spliced from 14 exons. Lineage: Eukaryota; Metazoa; Chordata; Mammalia; Rodentia; Chinchillidae. Gene Ontology annotation, molecular function: protein binding. The record is from RefSeq and is a predicted model, not a curated record.